AUGGCACUUUUUCUUGGAUUCUUGGAAACAUGCACGGAGACUCUUGGGUCCUACCUGCAGCUUGUCCAACCGGAUGUGAAGUGGACAAUUGCGUACGUCGUUUUUUUCUUGUGGAUGUAUUUGUUUCACGCCCCGUUCCGCGUUCACAGCAACUGUGUAACCGACUGGUAUGCGCAGCUUACGAAGGUGCUUCAGGCGUGGUUUGGCAUUGUUGUGCUGGUCUUCCAUGUGGGCCCGCUUUUUUUCUUCUCCAGGAGGCCCUCAGGUCCGGUGUUGGACGUAAAUGAUGAGGCGACGGAGGCCACAGUUUUUUUCCCAACAUUUUGCGCGACAACACUCAUCAUCUUGUACAUUCACAAGAAGAAGCGCGAUUGGGGGUUGAGUCUUACGUACGGGUCGACCGUCACGAUUGUUCUUCUGAACGCACUGUUGCUCUCGUUCUUUUCUACAGUACACUACGCGUACUGUAUGCAGCUCCAAGCGCGUGAUCGCCAGGCGUGGGUUAUGGGCGUGGUGGAUCUGAUCUGCCCUGCGUCGGCGAGGCAGGCUCCUUUCCUGACUUUGUCGCUGCUGGUUAUGUUGAAUGUUCUUUUUAUAGUGCUGGACUACCAGUACAAGAGACUGCGUGGGUUUGACCCUGUGCGCGGCUUGCUGUGGAGCGAAGCAUUUGAUACGCGACAGGGCGGGAAUGAGGCGUUUCUUGCGCUUAAGCCUGGCGUGGAUUGGCGGAGGUCGCAGCCGCGUCCUCGGCGUGUGUCGACGUGGAGGGGCACACCGGCUGUGGGGUCCACGGAGGCUUUGAGGCGGAGCUUCGCUGCGCCACAGGCGGAGAUGGAGUCGCUGAUGGCCAGCGUCUACCCCGUGAACCGGCCCGGCAUGGUGCCGUGGUUCUCGACCUUUAUUGUAGGCACGGCGGUGCAGGCGGUGUUGGGCGCAAUGCUGAAUUUUUUGACGUUUGAUCAGCGCGGCCUAGAGCUGCACGCCGCCCCCAAAGUCUUUCAUCUUUCCUUUGAGCACCAAGGUGGCGCGGGCUCGAGUGCAACGAGCGACGCGAACUCCGCGAGAUCCCCCUUUAAUGCACUCGCGGGCAAGGCGAAGCGUGCGGGGGGGCAUCCCGAACAGCAGGAUGUCGACGUGUGGUUUGACUUCAUUGGGGAUGUUGGCGACGGCUUCAACUCAACGUAUGAGAUGGCCCGACUGAUGGCGCAGCCGGCGCUGCUGCUGCCGACAACAGCCAGUGUGAAAAACUCACAAGGUGGAAGAGGUUAUCAGCGCAUCACCCCAGCGCCGUUUCUUAACCGGGCACGCGCCCCGUCGUUGCCGCCGUCGCCGUUGUUGCGCCAUAUCUUGCUUCCGGAAGCCAGUACCAAGGCGUCAGUGGACCGUUUGCCACUCAUGGUGGACGACUAUAUGCCGAGAAACUCACACUAUCUUCCGCGCGCGUCGUUCGUGCUCAUCGGCGGGGACCUGGCGUACCCGAACCCCACGGACGAGACGUAUCGAACGCGGCUGCAGGGACCCUAUGAGGACGCACUGGGGGGGAACGCCGAACUGCGCAGGCUGGUGGCGCAGCGAUACCGUGAGGUGGUGCUGUCCAGCGUGGCAAACAGUGAUGAGGCGCAUGUGAGCAUGCUGCCCGCAACAAGGGUGGAUGCGAUGGUUCGCCGCGGGGGUUUGGUGGGCGGGGGCUACAGUGACGAAGACGUGCUGCGCAGUGUGCCGCUGCUUUUUGCCAUUCCGGGCAACCAUGACUGGCUUGACGGUCUCGUGACGUUCAAAAAGUACAUUAUAGCGGAGAACUGGCUUGGAGGAUGGCUGAUGCCGCAGCGCAGCUCCUUUUUUAUUUUGACACUUCCAUACAACUGGUAUAUAUUCUGCGGAGACACGGGGAACAUCGCCGAUAUUGACUGCGAUCAGCGCGAUUACUUCUUGAAGUUUAUCGAGGUGAACCUCAACGAUGAGGCGUGCGCCAUCGUGACUUGCCACGAGCCCGCUUGGGUGCAUGAAGCUAUGGACGGCACCCGCACUUCGCCGAUGCAGCCGCAAUUGAACAGGGUGCUCGAGGCCCUCGGGACGCGGCUGCGACUUCGACUAAGCGGGGACAUUCACCAUUAUUCACGGCACACGCCUGCCGACGCUCUCUCCGACGCUCCGACGCUUGUUGUGAGUGGCGGCGGUGGUGCCUUUCUGCAUGGGAUGUGCAAUGCGCUCGUCGUGACACAGGGGACCGAGUACAGGCGGUCAUCAGCAUUUCCGUCACGAAAUGUGCUCACGUCGAUUCUCGCUCGCCUAGUUGGUUUUCGCCUCAUCAACUGGAAGUUUGACAUCAUUGCGGGGUUUUUGUGCUUUGGCCUCAUCAUGUCCGCUCUUCCGCUGACGAUGCAGGACGAGCGCAUGCGGGGUGUCACGGGGCUCCCACAGUACGUUGUGUGUGUCGCUAGCCUUACGCUAGAUCUGACACUCUUCACGUUUGAAAAGGCUGUUGUGUCGUUGCUUUUUCUCACGUUUAUUUUUGUCGUCUUCUUCUCCGGUGGGGCAGGGCAGAGGAGUGUGGUAUUCCGUCUGUUUUACGCCUCGUACUGGACACUGCUUGUGGUGCUCUGCUCCACGGGCGUGCUGGCCGUGGUACACACCACGCUUAUCUACAUGACAAACCGCCGUAUGCUUCUGUCGACACGGGGGCACUGGGGUAGUAUGAUGGAGGUUCAGGUGCGCAGUGCCGCCGAUACCGCGCUGGUUCGCACGAGGGAUGUGCUUGGGGAGGACAAUGUGGUUGCGUCUGCGCUCAGGAGGGCGCAGCUUGCGGUGCACGGCAGCUGGCUUGUUGAGAGCGUCUGUAUUUUUCUGCGCGGUUUAGAUGUUGUGGAGAAUUUGGCGUAUCUAUCGCAUCACGUCAGUAUGAACGUAACAGGCACCUUCUCGCCAUCGACUGACCGUCUGCACAUAUUCCUCUACUACCUUCACCUGCUUCUGAUUUACUGGCUGUUGGCGACCCCUCUCAUCUCAUUUGUAAUUGGGAUGUUUCUGUUUGUGUCGGUGCAACUAUUUGGCUUCAUGUACGACGCGGCGUAUUCCUCCUUUCAGAUAGAGGAUUACAAGCACUUUAUCCGCUUCAACAUCGACAACCAAAGACGGCUUCAUGGCUACGUUGUAGCGGAGAGGCGCGUGCCGAAGGUGUGGAAGCGUGACGUAAAACAUGUUGACGAGUUCCUAAGCCCGGAGAAAAGGCACCUUCCGCCGCAUUUACGCGAGCGGCCGAGUCGGUGGCAACCGGUGCAGUCAGACGGGGAGGAGUCCGUGGCUGAGGUGCUGGAGCACUUUGUGGUGAAGCCGCACCGACUCUCAGGUCAUGCUUCAGCAAACAAUGGCGUGGAGUAG
Molecule: messenger RNA, 3378 nt
Organism: Trypanosoma rangeli
Lineage: Eukaryota; Euglenozoa; Kinetoplastea; Trypanosomatida; Trypanosomatidae
Exons: 1
Coding region: 1-3378 (1125 amino acids)
Source: RefSeq, a predicted model, not a curated record